AUGAGAUACAGCAGCUGGCUGCCACUGGCUCGAUAUGCGGCGCCUAAGGUGGCAGCAAUCCCCCUCAAAUCACGUUCCUCUUUCCCACGCGCCCAUUUUCAAACAACUUUGCAGCGAAAAUACGACACUCCCACUAUCAACAUUGAUCGCAAAAUCGCCGGCGUUGAAAAGGUCUUCGACUACUACUUCAAGAACAAGAUGAUUUGCGCAGAGUCAGUCCAAAUGGCAGCUCCAGAAGUGCUCCUCAGGAUCAAAGGCCGUGAGUACAGUAUUGUCCAUAACCGACGCCUAGAGCUUGUCGGCGACAAGAUCAUGGGUCUUGUCUUAUCACAAAAAUGGUAUCAGGUCCGCAAUCAGAAUGGCCAAACCACUCCAGUAAAAACCUGGAAUGACAUUCACAAAUCUCUCGUUUCGAACGAAGCUCUCGCAGCGCGCGGUUUUAAGCUUGGCCUCGAUGCUUUUGUCGUCCCGGCAUCUGGCGUACAUGUGACGAAAAACAUGAUGGCGGACGCAUUCGAAGCCAUGGUCGGCGCUGUGUCACUUGAUGCGGGAGAGGAUGCUAUUGAGGCUGUUCAUGGUGUCCUUGAGCGUACUGGGUUCUUCAAUCAUCCUAUGCUGGUAAGGUGGAUUGGAGUUUCGAAUUGUGAUAACGAUGAUCCCUUCGCAUCCGUAACCAGUCACUGUGUGGCCAUAGUAGAUGAUAGCCAUGUUACUAAUUAG
Bipolaris oryzae ATCC 44560 is the source of this 720-nucleotide messenger RNA. RefSeq lists its product as uncharacterized. Bases 1 to 720 code for a protein of 239 amino acids. NCBI's taxonomy places the organism in Eukaryota, Fungi, Ascomycota, Dothideomycetes, Pleosporales, Pleosporaceae. Gene Ontology annotation, biological process: RNA processing. The record is from RefSeq and is a predicted model, not a curated record. Gene Ontology annotation, molecular function: ribonuclease III activity. The transcript has 3 exons.